AUGGCAUCACUCAAAGGACCUGGAGAAGCCCAACAGCACGAUGGCAGUGGCCUGCGUAUCGGAAUCGUCCAUGCGCGCUGGAACACCUCAAUUAUUGAACCCCUCCUCGCAGGGACCAAAUCUAAACUCCUCGCAUCAGGCGUCAAAGAAUCAAAUAUCGUCGUGCAAUCUGUGCCCGGCUCCUGGGAGCUGCCAAUAGCUGUCUCCAAGCUCUUCUCUGCCUCCCAGGUUCAGUCCACCACCUCUUCCACUCUAGGUGCUGGCGAUCUCCUUGGCUCCUCGACUACAGAUCUGACAUCUCUGUCAGUAUCAGAAGCCACAUCCUCUGGUCCUUUUGACGCUAUUAUUGCCAUCGGAGUGCUUAUCAAGGGCGAAACCAUGCAUUUCGAAUACAUCGCCGACUCGGUUUCCCACGGCCUCAUGCGCGUACAACUCGAUACCGGAUGCCCUUUGAUAUUUGGUUUAUUGACCGUGUUGAAUGACGAUCAAGCCAAGGCGAGAGCUGGCGUCACCAGCGGGAGCCAUAAUCAUGGAGAGGAUUGGGGUUUGGCAGCUGUCGAGCUUGGGGUCAAGAGAAAGGAAUGGGCUGCGGGCAAAAUGUCUUAG
This is a messenger RNA of Lachnellula hyalina, 606 nucleotides long. Its product is annotated as 6,7-dimethyl-8-ribityllumazine synthase. The record is from RefSeq and is a predicted model, not a curated record. The transcript has 3 exons. Gene Ontology annotation, cellular component: riboflavin synthase complex; intracellular anatomical structure; mitochondrial intermembrane space. Lineage: Eukaryota; Fungi; Ascomycota; Leotiomycetes; Helotiales; Lachnaceae. Gene Ontology annotation, molecular function: 6,7-dimethyl-8-ribityllumazine synthase activity. The coding region runs from base 1 to 606 and encodes 201 amino acids. Gene Ontology annotation, biological process: riboflavin biosynthetic process.